UUUAUUUAAAUAGUUUUGUCGUUUAUGAACAUUUAUCGUUGGCUGUGGAUGUGCGUUUGUUAUUGGAUUUAUUUUUUGUUUCAUAAAGUGGUUUGUGCACGUUGUAAAUGAAAAUUCUGAACUCAAAUAAGUUAAUCCCGCCGGAUCCGCGAAAAUUAAAGUUACUAAAGUUCGUUUACCAACGAGGUGUGUUUUGUAAAGUGAUUUGGUGAUUUUUUUUAAAACGAUAAAAUUGAGUUAUUUUACUUGAUACUGUUAUGAUCGCGUGAAGGCGACCACGUGAUCCACCAAGAUCGGGCGAGGAUGUCCUGUAGGAUGCUUCGUUAAGGUAGAAUCGAAUCGUUAGAAGUUUAUGCUUUACAAGGAGAAGCCGCUUAGUACACAUGGGCAAGAAAGGAACGAAAAGAAAGACGAGGUGGAGGACUCUCUCAAUCGGAGAAGCCGGGAGUGAGGAUGAAUCCGGUCUCAAGAAACCGAAUAGUGUCGAUUACGUGAAUGGAGGCACGAGGCCGUCCAAUUAUUCCGGCUACCAAGGAAACAAUCCCCGGAAUGGAUAUGGACGAUCGAGCUACGGCCAUGCAGCUUCUGGACGCACCUUCUCCAGUCAGUCGACGCCGACACGACGAAAUGGUUCCGCAGGCGGAUACCACCCGUCGCACCAGUACGCACGCAAUGGUGAGAGAUCGCAUAGCAGCGCCGGUCCCGACGCGCCGAAAAUUAAAUUCAACGAAGAUGAAUACACACGUAUUACGACUCCACGGCAGGACGUCCUUUUUAAGAAGGGAUACUUGAGCAAACGAAAAACCCUUGUCGCUUCCGUCAGCACGUCUUCAGCCGAACCUGGAGCGUCCACCAGUGCACCCAGCACGCCGAGCACGCAGUCCACCAGCCCAGAACAUCACGCACACUCGAAUGAAAUUCCUGCUGAGUCCGAAGUUAUGAUGCCAGAUGGGCUUAUGUACCCGAACGGUUUCUACGACCAAAACGGAGUGUUCUAUGUAAACGCUAUGCCGAAUUUUGAUGGUUUUGGGCCUAUGAUGAUGUAUCCUUAUGGUCCUUAUCCACCUUAUGGUCACAUAGAAUACUACAAUCAAGUUUGUAUGCAGCACCCGUUCAGUACCAAUGCGAGUUACGCGGAAUCUCAAGUCUCGGAUACGAAUGAGAUGGCGAGUCCGCACGACGAUGCAGCUAGUCACAGCAGCCCAGAAGAUUCUGGAAAGGCUUCUACCAAAGACACGGGCGACAGUGAAGCAGCCCAGCACAGCGCUGACAGCAGUGGAGUUUCUAUUAAUAAUUCCAACGGUCCAGAACAGGAUACCACACUGCACAAUGGUAUGGUAGAUACACCCCAUUACAUCUACCCUGGUUACAUGUUUGGAGCCCAAAUGUACCACGUUAACGGUAUGAAUAUCCAAUGCGGCAAUGGUAUGGCUCUAGGCGGUUCUAUGGAUGUUUCGAAUAAACAAAAAAUCAAAAAGAAGAGAAGGAGGAAGCAGCGAAAACCUUCGGGAUGUAAUGGCACGAAUGCUACUGAUAAUUCAGAAGACGAAUUUUCAAGCGAUAGCGAAACCGCUAAUGAUUCUUUAGAAAGAGGUAGUACCACAAGCAGCCUCAUGUCGAGUAUUAACGGCGUCCAAGAAGCUUGCCUGAAGGAACAACUAGUCGAACAAGGAAAUUAUCCACCUCCAAAUUCUCCCAUCCCAUGUGAUCCUUCAAAGUCAGUACUAAAUACGAAUUGCUCUGAGUUUAUUCCAAAGGCUCAUCUUCUGGCUAAAACUAGCCAAUUAAAAACUGAUGUACAAGAAUUUGUGCCUCAGUGUUAUAAAGUUCAACAAAUUGCACUAGAACAGCCCAUCGAAACAGAAACCGAACAAAAUUCUCAAAUACUUCAGGUUCAGGAAAAUAUUGUUCAAAAACAGCUGGUUCCAGAAGUUGCUCAAGAAAAACUUGUCGAAGAGAAACUGGUUGAAGAGAAACCGGUUGAAGAGAAACUGGUUGAAGAGAAACUGGUUGAAGAGAAACUUGUCGAAGAGAAACUUGUCGAAGAGAAACUUGUUGAAGAGAAACUUGCUCAAAAGAAAAUUGAAGUAGAAUCUGUAAAGGUAAAACCUAUCAAAGAAAAAUCUGUUAAAGAUAAAGCUGUUCAAGGAAAAAUUGAAGUCGCUGUUCAAACUAAGAGAAUCAAAAAAGAUAGCAAACCUGCUCCCAAACAAUCGUUCACAGUUCCUUUGACAAAUGGAAGUGCGCACAAGAAUAUGGAAAGUCCAAUAAAAAAGGUAGCACAACCAGUUAUUGAAACGGUACGUAAAGUUCAAAUAAUAUGCAAAGAAAAACCAUCGCCUAUCAACUGCAGUACGCCCCGUACCGACCAAUGGACUACAGUUAAAAGCUCACGUUCGAAAAACAAAAAGAAUCGACAUGAUACGUCCUCAGCGUCACCUACGUCUCCUGUCAGUGACGUAGCUUCUGAGAACACCUUCCGAAUGUUCAUUGAGGGUAAUGUCACACCACCACCAUCAGAAGAAGAUGGAUCAUUAGAUACUGAUAAGCUCGAAGAUAAUGUAUGCUUUACAUCUGACGACACUGUAGAUAAUAAUGAAGAGAUCAAUACUGAAGAAUCUAAUACAUUGUCAGAUAAGAAAAAUAAUAAAACUUCUAAAACGAAGUCGAAAAAGAGCAAGAAAACUAAAGAUAAUAACAAAAAUAAAACUAAUAGUUACGAUAAUGAUGAGAAAAAGAAUAAAUCUAGAACAACGAAUGGUAAACCUCAUAAAUUGACAAAACAAGUUGAUAUAGAAUCAGUAAAAUCUAAUCUGGCACAACUAUUGGGACCAACGAAUAUGACCGAAUUAGAUUUUACUAAUGUAGAAAUGAGAGACCGAAUGAAUGGAAUUGGAAUUGAGGAGCUCAAAGAACUUUAUAUUGAACUUCCUGAGUUAAAAGAUCAGCAUCUGGAGAACUUAUUACAGUCAUCUGAAGACUACGUUUACACUGCCCCUACGCUUUCUGUUACAGAUAAUCCUAAAGAAUUCAUUCAAAGUCAUGUGUUGCCUCCGACGCCGGAUGAAAGUGUAACAAGUUGUAAUAUUUCUAAAGAAAGUGUAAAUGAUUCUAUGUUGAAUUCCAAAGAAAAUGAUGUAUCCUCUUCAAAUAGUGAUAGUGAAGAUUUGCAAACAGUAGCCAGCAAUAAAAUUUUACUAAAAGAAGAAAUGGAAGCGGCGCCUGUAGUUUGUGAUAUUAAGUCAGAGGAAAUAAUAGAACAAAUAUCUAACACCAUAGAUAUUUCUGAGGAUUUGGAAUCUACAUUAAAUUCUGUACCAGAUCUCACUAUUGAUUCAGAAAACCCAGAAAGUGAGGCUCUGGACAGUGAAGUAGUGGAAAACAAGUUUCUGGAAAAUGAACUUUUGGAUGAGGGUGUUAUAAUAACGGAACUAAAAGAUCCUGAGGUUAAUUAUUUCCAUAUCACCGAGACUGUACAAAAAUGGCUGAAAGAACAAAAAGAAAAGUCACCUGAACCUGUUCUGCGAGAGCCCGAUGACCCCGCAUUAGCUGUUCUAUUGAAUCAAGCGGAAUUGGACGGCAGCGGCUCGAGCGAUCAGGAUACGGACGAGUGCGAUGACGAUUCACCUAGGAAUCCAAAAAACUCCCGAGGCAACCCCUUGCGUGCAUUAUCUGUUGAAAGCUUGAGUAAAAAGUUGAAAGCGAAGAGAUCGAGGUCGACGCCGCCGUCGCUGAGGCGAGGUGAAACUGGUGAUACGGACAGCGAUUAUCUGAGCGACAUUCAAGAUGACUCACGUAAGAGGGUUGCAGGAAUAACAUCGGAACCUGACUUGCUGGAUUGCUGGGAACCUGACAUUCUGCCCUUCGAUGCAUUGCCUCAUCUAGUCCGAUCGAAGACAGAAGACGAAGAAGUGGUCGAACAAUACGAGUCCGUCUACGGCAAGAGCGUGGACUACGAAAAAUUGAGCGCCUCACUUGGCGCAAAACCCCCCGUACUGCCACCGCUUCGCGGCGAAGGCGUUGUGCCCCCCUGCAACGGCAUCUGCUGCAGCCUCAUGUAAAUGACAACUUGAUGAUCACUAUCACAUUAUCAUUACGUGUUACUACACAAAAACUAAUCAAUGUUUGUAAUUAUUCUCGAUUAACGUAAUUUUAAAAACACGACAUCGUUUAUAUAGAUUUAAGUAAUGAUCCGAACAUGAAAUUUCAAUCGUAAUUUAUAAAUCGCACGCACUAAAGAAUUUCUAAAUAUUUGAUGUGUCGUCCAUUAAACAAGAGUUCAAUCUAUUAUCAGGUUAUACUAUGAAAGUUAUAGCGAUCAUUACAUUUAUAUCUUUAUUUUUUCACCGAGAUGAGAUUAUGAAACGUUGUUUGUUAAUAUAAAUAUCAUAUUUUAUUUGUUACUGAUACUUGUUACAAAAUAUAAGUUUAGUUACGGCCUAGGGUGGUUGACGGCUGUUCCGACAUUCGGAGCUUGCGUUAUAUUUUAUUAAAAAUUGUAGGAAGCUUUGGAGAUAAACUAGUUUCUUAUAGUGUAUCAUUUUCUAUUGUACCAUAAUUAUGUAUAGUUCUUUGAAAAGAUAUUACGUCGAAACUUAUACAAAACACAAAGAAAUAAUUUUUAUUUCUCCAAAGUUUUUUACAAAUGGUACUGGAUGUCAGAAAAGCCCCUUAGGAACUUUAAGACUGUUUAGAAACUGUAACGUUUCAAAUACUUAAUUAGAUAAUAAGAAAUGUUAGAUGUUGAUGUCUGAAUGAUGGUUAUCUUGUUAAUAAUGUUGAGUACUUCAUGAAAGAUGUUGCAAGAAUUGCUGUUCAUUAAGUUGUAAUACGUGUCUCAUAACAACAUGAAUAAUUCGUGCAAAUAAUAAUGAUUGCGCGCUGAUUUGAGUACCAACAAAAUACAUGCGCUCUGACUCUAGACAGUCAUCAAAAAUAUAAAUUUACCUUAAGUUGCAUUUAUUCUGUGAACACAAACGCGACAUUUAUAUGUUCUAACAUAAUUUUCAUUACGUUUACAUUUCUCAUUGUGACCACACUACAUUUACUACUUUUUUACGGUUUUGAGCCAAGGAAUAAAACGAUAAGCAAUUUGAACAAUGAAAUAUAAGCUGGACUUAUGCACAAACCUUCUAUUUGUGGUUGUGAACAAAUUUUCAUUGAUUUUUGGAACUAGACAUAAUUUACAGAAAGUUUCGAAUUAAUUUGUUUUAUAUUUCUAUUCACAAUCAUAUUUAUUUCUAAUUUGAUAUUUCUAGAAGAAUUCUGCAAAGAUUUAUCAGCGGUAACAAAUGAAACAAUUUUCUACCACAACUUAUGCAAUGCUUUAAAUGAAGUUAUAGUGAGCGGAACCAUAAAAAUUUAUUUGUUG
This is a messenger RNA of Ctenocephalides felis (cat flea), 5371 nucleotides long. RefSeq lists its product as uncharacterized. The transcript is spliced from 9 exons. The coding region runs from base 384 to 4061 and encodes 1225 amino acids. The record is from RefSeq and is a predicted model, not a curated record. NCBI's taxonomy places the organism in Eukaryota, Metazoa, Arthropoda, Insecta, Siphonaptera, Pulicidae.